AAAUACGGGUCGCGCUAUCCACUACGCCACCACGGCACGCCCAGGUAUUUUUAUAUUGAAAGAAAUCCUACUAGUUUUCGAGCAGCACCACCCCGCAAAGUCGGCUUUAUUCAGUAGUCGACUCAAAGUUCCCUUAUCUGAGGAAACAGGAGAUGAGGGUUUCCUGUACGCUGAACAUCUGCUCUUCAGCUACAGCGCUGUUUCUCGAAUGGUUUCCACUUCAUUUUCUUCAUCUCCGUACUGAAUCUGAAAAACAAAUAUGGUUGUCUUAAAACUAAUAUUUCUGCUGAGUACGUGGAGCUUUACUGUGACAGCAACAGAGCUAUGGAUGAAGCAUUAUCAACCGAAGAACAGCUCUGUGUGUUUCCGUGUCCAAAAACCUCCUCCAUACAGAAGCGGUAUUUGGACAUUUAAUGGAAAAUUUGUCGCUGAGAGGGAUUCUACCCAUGAAGACUAUGCGGAGAGAAUGGUUUUCACCUCUGAAAACUUAUCUUUGUGUAUAAAUAGACUGACUGAAAACGACGCAGGCAUCUUUAAGGUCACUUACUUCUCCAACUUUAUUCAACAAUCAGAAAAUCACCAAGUUAUUUUACAAGGAAUGAUUCCCAGACCAGUGAUGGCUGUGACACCAGAACGUCGUUCCAAUCUUUCAGCAGAAUCAUGUGAUUUCACAGUGAACUGCUCCAUCCAGGAUGAUUGGCUGGGGUCCGUCUGUCAUAAAAAUGGUUGCAGGACGUCUCAGAGGUCCUUUAGCAACGUCAACAUCAGCAUCUUUAUUGAAAACACAGUUGUUGUCUGCAGUGGAAACAACCACGUCAGCACAAAUAACAUCUCUCAAAACAUUCCAACUACGUGUUUCGUAAAGACGAAUCUUGAACUUAAAGAGGAAUUACACAAUCGUCCUAAUACAUUUUAUAUUACCGUCAUUGUCGUUGUUGUUGUUUUUGUUGUUGUAAUAUUCCUCAGUUUUGUUAUUGCCAGAAAAUAUUGGAAAUCCAAACAUAAUCAGGAGACAGCGUCUGUUGCCCAGUUAAUACAAAGCGGACCACUAGAGACCCAGCAGCCUUCUGAGCCCAGAGCCUCAACGUCUUCCAGUGAAGCGGACCCUUCAUAUGAGAACGUGGAAGCCAAUCAGCCCAGAGAGACCAGCGACCCGAGACAUGAGGUCAUCAGUGAGAGUCAGGGGGUAGACACCGUCUACAGCGUCCCCAGAAAGGCUGCGUCUUGUGUCAAAAGGGACAAGAAACAAGAUGCGUUACAAGAUGAGAACACGCAAAAGACUUCGACUUCAGGGUGCGUCAAUGUAAAUAUGGACCUGAGCUCCACACAAACAGAGACCGUGUACAGUGUGCUGGAGAUGCCCAAAAAAUCUGAACACAUAGCACCACCAAGAGGACAAGUGUGAGUCUAAGAAGCCGAGAGCAACUCAAAGAAAGAUCAGCCAGGAAGUGAACUCCAGAUGAAUUACAAUAUUCUUUUGCUUAUCUAAGAUCAAUGGCAUUGGUAAAAGAUUCAAAAGGAAAACAGGUUGAACAAUGCAACAGACUUAAUUUGUAAUUUUUAUUUUUUUUUUUACAAAUUAAACGUCAGCAUUGAGAGAGACUGAACAUCUUUUCAGGCAGAUCUUUAACAGCAGGUUUUUAUUUUAGCAUCAGUGGUUAACUACAGUGGUGAGAAAAUAAAGUUCUGACAGUCAGGACAAAAUCAA
Molecule: messenger RNA, 1708 nt
Organism: Xiphophorus couchianus (Monterrey platyfish)
Lineage: Eukaryota; Metazoa; Chordata; Actinopteri; Cyprinodontiformes; Poeciliidae
Exons: 5
Coding region: 260-1405 (381 amino acids)
Source: RefSeq, a predicted model, not a curated record